AUGAAGCUUGCCCACAGCCUCGCCUUGUCCUUCGUUACACUUGCCCUGGCGGCUCCGCACGGAAACGGUAGCCCUGGCGAGGAAGCGAUGGUCGUGACCUGGGCUGAUGUGCAGAAACGCGAGGGUCAUGAUGCCGCAGUGGACAAGAGGGCUGAAGAAGCGAUGGUUGUGACCUGGGCUGAUGUGCAGAAACGCGAGGGUCAUGAUACUGCAGUGGACAAGAGGGCUGAAGAAGCAAUGGUCGUGACCUGGGCCGAUGUGCAGAAACGCGAUGGUCAUGAUGUCGCAAUGGACAAGCGGGCUGAAGAAGCGAUGGUCGUGACCUGGGCCGACGUGCAGAAAGUAUAG
Molecule: messenger RNA, 348 nt
Organism: Beauveria bassiana ARSEF 2860
Lineage: Eukaryota; Fungi; Ascomycota; Sordariomycetes; Hypocreales; Cordycipitaceae
Exons: 1
Coding region: 1-348 (115 amino acids)
Source: RefSeq, a predicted model, not a curated record